AUGUCAAACACACUCGAAGCUUCCUUCCGAUCGGAAAGAGUUGCAGAUUCCACAACCUCUCCGGUGUACUUGAGUAUCGAUAAUAUUUAUGACGGACAGAAACAACCAAUCCUUGUAGAGAACCAACCUCGUGGCUGUUCACCAAUGCUUAUUUUGAAUGAGAACACAUAUGAAUUUAAUAACGAAGAUCCUACCAAAUUCAUGCCCACAAGCGAUAUUUACCUAUGGAAUACCUCUGAAGCCCGUUAUAUUGGGAAAUCUGACAGGGGCGACGAAAUGUACUGUAUUCUUUCUUCAGAGGGUACAUUGUCAAUCGUUCACAAGAAGUAUGACUCAAAGAAAAACGGCCAGAAAGGGCCUUUUUAUUUCGGGGUAGAAAAAAAGUUUGUUUUCAAUGAUAUACUAAAUCCUGAAAUACCUUUUCUGAUGACAUCGUACUUGCGAAGAAUUUAUUAUUCCUAUGAUAAAAGAAGUAUACGAUGUGUAGCAGCUACUGGGGAGUUGAAAGAUACACUUGAAGCGAUAAGUCGAGAAACGCAUUUUUAUCCAAUUGUGUUUUCUCUGGGCUUUACUGAAGAGUUAAUACAUUUUGAAAUAUUAGGCAGAGGAGGUAUACUAGCUUGUAUAUUCCGAGACACUACCAGCAAUUAUCUAGGAGUACAGUACACUCGAUGGUGUGCCGAACAAUCCCAAUUUGUAUUAGUAACGAAAAAGCUCAUGGUGGAGAAUGCUGAAUCUGUUGGUGAUUUGAAAGUCAAGAAACUUUUUGAUUAUAUACUGAUCGCUUUCGAUCCUCAUUAUAGGAAGACAUGGAUACUUUCGCCCAAAUAUGAAUCAAAAUGUUUCACGAAUGACAUACUUCCUGAAAGUGUCGAAGUAAGCGAACGAUUUGACAUAAUACAGAAAGACAAGAAGUCAACCAUAUACAUCUAUACCAAAGACGGAAGAGUCUUUUCAUUUAGAAUCACUGUCAAUCAGAAAGGGGUUUUACAAGUCAUGCCCUGGAAACCACUAGACUUAGGUGUGGAACAGCUGGGUUUAAAAUUUGAACUCAUAUGGACAUUUAAUGACGGAUUACAAUUUUUCUUUUAUAAAGAUGGGAAAAUACACCUACUAGAUACAAGUAAGGGAAAUAAAAUUAUAAAUAUUGGCUUAACAUCAGAAAAAACUCCUGAAUAUAUUAAUUAUGUAGAUGCUCAACCUAUCCCAAAUGGAGGAUCCGACUUAGAUAGCCUUCUUUUGGCUGGUAUAACAAAAGAAGGUUACGGUAUACUAGAAAAGAGACACUGUCAUAAAGUGGUGUCUAACUCAGCUUCCACUAUUUUCAAUAUACCUCAUGCACCUGUGUUUGACAUAUGGGUGGACGAUAACAUGCUAUAUUAUGACACUGGCUCUUCUAUUGGUGAACUUCCCCAUAAUUUCAAACUAAAACAAUACGGCAACAGUUCUCGUCGGCUUCCCAACAUUGAGAUCGAAGAAUUAUAUUAUGGGGCACUCAUGCAUUUCGUCGCAACACAGGAUAAAAACCCAAAUGAUUAUUCAAUAGUAGCUAAAGAGCGUUUGUUGUGGGAAAGUCGAGAUAUGAGAACACUGGACGAGAAAGAUUAUGGAAAAAGUUAUUACAAAGGAAACACGGAUGCUUUACUAAAAUUUUUGACAAACCAUGGAGAUUUUGUUUCAAUCAGAAUGGGAAGAGAUCGAACAUUUAGCCUUGUCCAUAGUACUAACUAUAGUAAAUAUCUAAAUCAUUUAGAUGAAGCAACAUUAUUGACAUCGUAUAACUCAAUGAACUUUUUCUGCCAAAGGAAUCAUCUAUCGCGAUUCAUUGAUAACAGUAAACCUAUUCAAAUAAAUCUGCCACCUGAUUUUUUUGCAGCUGAAAUGACAACAAUAACCUAUAAUGAAAUCCUUUGGAAGGAACGUCAACGCCAUACAUAUAUCGUUUUAUCAAGCUACGACGGAAAGAUACUAUUGUUUUCGUUAACUUUAGAGAAACUUCUAGAAAUCCAACUUGAUACGAGAAAACCUUUAAAAUAUACCUCAUGCGAUGAUCCCGAAUUUGCACUGUUGGUUCUAUACAACGAGGAUGUAAUAUUAAUGAUAAAUUUAGCCGAUUUAAUUUAUUUCACUAUAGAAUUCAAAUUCAAGGCAAGGACUAUAGUUUGGAUCGACUCAGAGAAGCCAAAGCGAAGAAGACCAAAGUCUUUCCUUAUUCUAGAUACUAAAAAUACUGUUCAUUUUUAUGACUUUGUAAGUAAGAAAUCAACGCUGAAUGAGCUAUACUCAGCCGUAAGUUCUUUGACGUUGCCUUUGACUUCUGAAAUUCCUUUGCGAUUGCUUGUACUACCUAACUCCCCACAAUGGGCAGUUUUACUUUCUUUUCAAGAAAAUACUUCUGAAACACUCCUCUCUAUACUGAAUUAUAAAACAAUGGAGGUGAUACAACGCCUAGUAGUAGAAUCGAUGUACUCAAAUUGUCUUAUAGAACCAUUAUUGCCCCAAGAGGACGGGUUAUCAAACUUGCGUUUUGAAUUAGAAAAAUAUUUCAUACUUUAUUACCGCCAUAACUCUGAACCCAAAUUCUUUAUUUAUCGAUUAUCGGGACAUACAUUGGAAUGUGUCCAAGUGCAAAAGUUACUAUUUCCAGUCACGCAUAUUCUUGUUAGUAGACUUGACGUGUAUUUCUACGGCUCUCAGUUUGAACAUUAUUGUAUUGAAUUGUUACCUGGGAAUGUAGUCAAGUUAAAGAAAACUGGACAAACUAACAUGCUUGAAAACUAUCCUACAUUUUUUACUGGAUCCUUUGUCAACAAUGAAACGCUUGUCACCGUGGACCCAUUUGACGGAACAAAACGGUACGAGAAGCAAAGCUUACAAGCCAAAUCAUUCCAUGCUGAUACCUUAGAAUUAGAAAAUUAUUGCAAUACCUAUAACUUGGUAACACACGUAGCGACUAAAAGAGUUUAUAGAGAGUUAGAAAAUAAAAAGUCUCCAUCUUUUAAGGAAUCAUACCUGCAAGACGGAUUAGAUGCCUUUAGAGAGCUAUCAAUAAAACCGCUAACUAUUCCAGGAAGACUAUACCGAGCGAUGGCAGAUCUACAGAAUUACCUUUAUAUAUAUUAUGAACUUGGAAGUAAAGAUGAAAGUCGAUCUGUCCUCUCUCCAUUUUACAAAGUCCAACUUCCAGGAACAAUAACAAAUGUAAUCCCUGUUCGACCUCAUUUUGAAAACAUCCAGUUGGAACCGGAAAGUAGUUAUCCGUUAUGGAGGAACCGUAUUCCAUUGUUUUUAGUUACCUGUUCUAACUCCCAACUUUUCAUUAUCUCCGAAAUUACCAAAAAACAAGUAAGGGAGAAAUUUCGUGAAUAUACUCCACCAAUGCCUGAACAUAUUUAUCCUUUUCAAAGAAAUAGUGGCUGUUCUUUAAUAAACUAUCCUCCAAGAAAUGAGGACAAGUUGUGCCCUCCUGGACACACUUAUCAAAUUGAAGUAUUGGAAGAAACCCUACCGCAGCGAAUAGCUAUUAAAUUUUUGAGGACAGGCUUGGAAUCUAGUCCGAGCCACCCAGAUUCCAAUGACAGUGAUAGUAAUUGCUCAUUACCGUAA
Naumovozyma dairenensis CBS 421 is the source of this 3606-nucleotide messenger RNA. RefSeq lists its product as uncharacterized. The record is from RefSeq and is a predicted model, not a curated record. The transcript has a single exon. Lineage: Eukaryota; Fungi; Ascomycota; Saccharomycetes; Saccharomycetales; Saccharomycetaceae. The coding region runs from base 1 to 3606 and encodes 1201 amino acids.